GCCCAGCCGAGCCAUGCUCUGGGAGGAGACAGGCGCCGCCCCUGCGCCCGCGCGGGCCUCGGACCUCCCCUACAGGAUAUCCUCAGACCAUCUCGAAAAGGAGGAAAAGAUGACUAUGACGGCUCACCAGUACCCCUCUUGGAUCUUCAUUAAUGAGAAGACAUUCAUAACCAGGGAACAACUUAAUUCUUUAUUGAAGACCUAUAACAUUUUUUAUGAGAACCAGAAAAAUCUGCAUAUUUUAUAUGGAGAGACUGAAGAUGGCAAACUAAUUGUUGAAGGAAUGCUGGACAUUUUCUGGGGAGUAAAACGACCUAUACAGCUAAAAAUACAAGAUGAGAAGCCAUUCUCUUCUUUUACUAGUAUGAAGUCAUCAGACGUCUUCUCCAGCAAAGGAAUGACACGCUGGGGGGAAUUUGACGAUCUCUAUCAUAUUAGUGAGCGGGACAGGACCCAGAUUCCUAUGUCUGAAACAAGGAAUUCCCAGGAAGACUAUUUAUCUUAUCACAGCAACACCCUGAAGCCACAUGCAGAGGAUGAACCAGACUCCCCAGUGCUCUAUAGAACCAUGAGUGAAGCAGCCCUGGUGAGAAAAAGGAUGAAGCCUCUGAUGACGGACAGAAAAGAAAGACAGAAAAAUAGAGCCUCUAUUAAUGGACACAUCUAUAACCAUGAAACAUCAAUUUUCAUUCCAGCCUUUGAAUCAGAAACUAAGGUCAGAGUAAACAGUAACAUGAGAACUGAAGAAGUAAUAAAGCAACUUCUCCAAAAAUUUAAGAUUGAAAAUAGUCCCCAGGAUUUUGCUCUUCACAUUAUUUUUGCAACAGGAGAACAAAGACGACUAAAGAAGACAGACAUUCCGCUACUGCAGAGGCUCCUGCAGGGACCUUCUGAAAAGAAUGCUCGCAUUUUCCUCAUGGAUAAGGAUGCAGAAGAAAUUAGCAGUGAUGUGGCUCAGUACAUUAACUUUCACUUUUCUCUCUUGGAAUCCAUUCUUCAAAGAUUAAAUGAAGAAGAGAAAAAAGAGAUUCAAAGAAUAGUAACAAAAUUCAAGAAAGAAAAGGCAAUUAUACUGAAAUGUCUUCAAAAUAAACUAGUAAUAAAAACAGAGACAACAGUUUAGCAGUACAGGCUGCUAUUGCUAAAACAUUUUAAAAACUCAGAGAUAUUACUAUUUGAUGAAUGCAUAAGUUCUGUACUUGCAUUUAUACGAAUAUAUAUGAGACUUGAAUCAUAGAAAAUUGCAUGUCAAAAAAGCUCAUUUCUUUUUGAAGUGAUGAGGUUAACUAGGGUUCACAGUUGGACAAAAUGAGCUUGAGUUUAGUUUCAGUAACUGAAAUAAGCUUGAAUAUUGCAUAUGCCAAAUAGCUUUUAUAGUAAAACAUGUAAUGAACACAAAUUUGAAUGGUGUCUUCAGAUAUGCAGUUUAAACUUCACUUAGCUUGGACUCUCAAGAGAACUGAAACAUAAUCAAUGGAUUCAGAAAUGACUCAGAAAAAAGAAGCUGCCGGUUGUGGAAUGAAAAAGAAAUACAGUCUUAUACCAUCAAGGAAUCUACCUGAUAGUGACAGUAGCUUCUUGAAAACUCUGGCAUUUUCAUAAAAUCUAGGACUAUCUUAAA
Molecule: messenger RNA, 1621 nt
Organism: Symphalangus syndactylus (siamang)
Lineage: Eukaryota; Metazoa; Chordata; Mammalia; Primates; Hylobatidae
Gene: RASSF6
Product: Ras association domain family member 6
Biological process (GO): signal transduction
Source: RefSeq, a predicted model, not a curated record